Molecule: messenger RNA, 330 nt
Organism: Rotaria sp. Silwood1
Lineage: Eukaryota; Metazoa; Rotifera; Eurotatoria; Philodinida; Philodinidae
Source: the annotation of a GenBank genome assembly
AUGUCAUCUAGUAUCUGUGAUCAUACUCAUGUGAUUGAUUUUUAUUUUCGUACUCUUGAUUAUUGUAUUAAAAAUGAAAAUGAAAAGAUUGGUGCUGCAGCUUUACAACAAAUUGCAUUACAUUUAUCAGAUGAUAUUAGUGAUCAAAAACAAUAUCAACGACUUCUUCGACUACUUCCAUCAAAUUUAUCAUCUGCUACUAUACCUGAAAUACAUAAACCUAUCUUAACAACAAUUGAAAUUUUUCGUUCAAGAAAACAAACUACUAAUCAAGAUAUGCAAUCAAAUUAUACAUUAAUAUUUUUUAAUUGUCAUUAUCAAUAUCUAUAG